CUCGAUUGAGGGGGAGAGGACACCUAAUAACCACUGCCCAACUAAUUUAAAUUUUGGACAGACCUUUCAAUUUAAAAUGACACCAUAUAUAUAGGUCCCAAUCCAAAUACAAGCACAGCACACCCAAUCUAAAGCUUUCUUCUUCAAUUCAAUUUUACUUCUCAGAAAUGGAGUGGACCAGAGGGCACACCAUAGGCCACGGCGCAACCGCCACUGUGUCGAUAGCCAUUUCGGGGUCAGGUGACUCAUAUGCUGUCAAAUCAGCAUAUCUAUCGAAAUCCGAGUUCUUGCAAAGGGAGCAAAAGAUUCUGUCCUCUUUGAAUAGUCCUUUUGUAGUUGAGUACAUAGGGUAUGACAUUACUCGACACAACAAUACAAUCAUGUUCGAUUUGAUUAUGGAAUAUGUUCGUAAUGGUACGCUUGUGGACGUCAUUCACAAGUGCGGUGGCCGGCUGGAUGAAUCCAUGAUCAUUCACUACACACGCCAAAUUGUUCAAGGAUUGGAAUAUCUCCAUUCAACUGGUAUAGCGCACUGUGAUAUCAAGGGGAGAAACAUUCUGAUUGGAGAAGAUGGUCUUAAAAUUUCAGAUUUUGGUUGUGCCAAGAGGAUAAAAAAUCUGGUGGAAGGUAUAAGGGAUGAUCGAGAAGCAUCGAUAGGAGGGACACCGGCGUUCAUGGCACCAGAAGUUGCAAAAGGGGAGGAGCAGGGAUUUCCAGCUGAUAUUUGGGCAUUAGGAUGCACGAUUAUUGAAAUGGCCACAGGCGGUUCGCCUUGGCCUAAUCUUAGCCAUCCAUCAUCACUACUUUUUCGAAUUGCCUUGUCGGAAGAGUUACCGGAGUUUCCAGCGUUCCUUUCGGACAAAGCAAAAGAUUUCUUGAGCAAGUGCUUAAGAAGAGAUCCAAAACAGCGAUGGACGGCUGAACAACUCGUUAAGCAUCCAUUUCUUGAGGAAUUAUCCAAUGCAAAGGAAUUAACAGAUGAUACAGCCUGCUCGCCAACUAGUAUUCUUGAUCAAGGCAUUUGGAGCUUCAUAGAUGAAUCAGAAACCUCAUACCAUCGGAGCCAAACAGAUGGUACCUUAAAUUCUCCAAACCGAAGGUUGAAGCAGUUGUCAAUGAGUUCAGGAUUAAUGGCUCACUGGAAUACGGAAGACAGUUGGAUAACAGUUAGAAACGGUGAAGAUAACAAUAUUAGGCCAGUUCAGUGACAGAUAACGAUAAACAAUAGUUGUCAGAUAGUAAGGUAGUAAUUUUCUGCAUAGAGAACACACCGUUGUACAGAUUUCAUUUUCAAUUUUGAUUUGAGACACAUAUAGUUGGUAUAUAA
Molecule: messenger RNA, 1327 nt
Organism: Olea europaea var. sylvestris
Lineage: Eukaryota; Viridiplantae; Streptophyta; Magnoliopsida; Lamiales; Oleaceae
Product: mitogen-activated protein kinase kinase kinase 18-like
Exons: 1
Coding region: 168-1208 (346 amino acids)
Biological process (GO): protein phosphorylation
Molecular function (GO): protein kinase activity; ATP binding
Source: RefSeq, a predicted model, not a curated record